UGUUGCAACGACGAGCAGACCUUCUUCAUUGUGACCUUCUCCUGCUACGUCGCCGCCGUGGGCCUCGUGUGGCGCUCGCCAGUCUUCAAGCCCUUCAAGCUGUGGACGACGUUGAUGCACGAGUUCUCGCACGCAUGCGGAGCUUGGCUGACGUGCAACAAGGUGACCGGGAUCGAGGUGCACUGGAACGAGGGCGGGCUCACUCACUGGCAGGGCGACACGAGGCGUAUGACAAUGUCGAAGCACGUCGUACUGCCCGCCGGCUACCUCGGGUCGACCCUCUGGGGCGUCCUAACGAUCCUCUCAGUCUCCAACUACGGUUGGGCGCGCGUCACGGGUUGCGUGAUGCUCACCGCCUGCGUCAUCUGUCUCGCGUACGCCAUCUUUGGCAAGUCCAAUGAGGAGCGCACGCCGCUCAUUGCGUGCUGCAUCGCGUUUGGGGCGCUGCUCGGGACAACCACCGUGCUGUCGUACGUCAUGGGCGGAGACCCGGGCAGCCACAACCACAUCUGGGACCUGCUCCUCUACUCGGUCCUCCUCUUUGUGGGCACCCUCAACGCCAUGUACGCCACCGUCGACAUUUACGACGACACCAUCUCGCGCACG
Emiliania huxleyi CCMP1516 is the source of this 606-nucleotide messenger RNA. RefSeq lists its product as hypothetical. The record is from RefSeq and is a predicted model, not a curated record. NCBI's taxonomy places the organism in Eukaryota, Haptophyta, Isochrysidales, Noelaerhabdaceae. The annotation marks the transcript as partial. The transcript is spliced from 2 exons.